GCGAGGCAAUCAAUCACACACACCUCAAACUACAACAACAACGUGUGGAAUUCUGAUUCCAAGCAAAUUAGAAUGCUUUCCAAGUCCUUUCUAUUCAAGUCUCUUGUUCUCCUCUUCUCUCGUCUUCUCCUAAAACAUUUCAGAAAACCAAAAGGUCUCCACAGAAGCUUCAGUAAUGCCAAUUCUUCACAAUCCAAAUUCCAAAGGUACCCUUCUCUUGCUCAAAGAUCAGACCUUUUGGACCAGACUUUGAUCUUUAAUGUCGAGGGAGCUCUUUUAAAGUCCCCAUCUUUGUUUCCCUACUUCAUGUUAGUGGCAUUUGAAGCUGGAAGCAUAUUGAGGGCCUUUGUUCUGUUUAUUUUGUACCCAUUUGUUUGUUUUGUUGGUCAUGAGAUGGGUUUGAAGAUUAUGGUCAUGGUUUGCUUUUUUGGGAUCAAGAAAGAGAGCUUUACAGCUGGAAGAGCUGUUUUGCCUAAGUUCUUUCUAGAGGAUGUUGGGUUGGAAAGCUUUGAGGUGUUGAGGAGAUCAGGUGGGGUGAGAGUGGGUGUGAGUGAUUUGCCUCAGGUAAUGGUGGAGUGUUUCUUGAGGGAUUACUUGGAGGUUGAGUUUGUGGUUGGGAGAGACCUCAAAGUGUGUUGUGGGUACUUUGUGGGACUCAUGGAAGACAAAAAGAAGAUUGUUCUUGAUGAGAUAUUUGAAGAUGAGCAGAAGCAGAUAGCUAGCAACAUCAUUGGAAUUAGUGGCUUCACCAAAUCUGUUGAUCAUCACUUGUUCUCUUAUUGCAAGGAGAUUUACUUGGUGAGUAAAGCAGACAGGAGGAACUGCCAUCAUCUACCCAGAGACAGAUACCCCAACCCUCUUAUCUUUCAUGAUGGUAGGUUGGCAUUCAGACCUACCCCUCUGGCCACUCUAUUCAUGUUUAUGUGGGUCCCAUUUGGGUUUACCCUAGCCCUCAUUAGGACCAUUAUCGCUUUAUCAAUGCCCUACAAUAUGCUCAUCCCUAUCUUAGCCUUCACUGGUCUGCGACUCAAGGUUAUAAAUCCCAACUUCCACAACCACUCGUCAGUUUCAAAGCCAGAGCUAGACAAUAGUAACAAACCCAAAGCCAAAGGCCAACUAUAUGUCUGUAACCACAGAACUUUACUGGACCCUUUAUACUUCUCUUUUGGUAUUAAGAAGCCCGUCACUGCAGUAACAUACAGCCUCAGUAGAAUGUCCGAGCUGUUGGCACCGAUCAGGACCAUCCGAUUAACAAGGGACAGAUAUCAAGAUGCUAAAAUGAUGGAGAAGCUGUUGAAUCAAGGGGACAUGAUUGUUUGCCCUGAAGGGACCACUUGUAGGGAACCAUAUUUACUGAGGUUCAGCCCAUUGUUUACAGAGAUGAGUGAUGAGAUAGUCCCUGUGGCAAUGGACGCACAGGUGAGCAUGUUCUAUGGCACAACUGCGAGUGGGCUCAAGUGUCUGGACCCACUUUUCUUUCUCAUGAACCCGUCACCUAGUUACACCAUUAGGUUCCUUGAUAAAGUCCGUGGGGCAACCACAUGUGAUAAAUCAAGGUUUGCGGUGGCCAAUCUUGUACAGAGUGAGCUUGGUAAGGCAUUGGGGUUUGAAUGCACUAGGCUUACAAGAAGGGACAAGUACUUGAUCUUAGCAGGCAAUGAAGGGAUUGUUCCUAAUGGUAAAAAAUUCUAGAACCUAAACAUGUAGUAUACUCUACACCCUGUAAUCUUACCCACAUUACUAUAUAUAUAUUUGUUAUGCAUCAACUCAUUUUAGAAUGACGGUUCUAUUGAAUUUCAGUGUUGCUGGGAUUGUGUGCGAAAUUUUAUCUGCCAUCCAUGGCCUCUUUGCCUUC
Camellia sinensis is the source of this 1855-nucleotide messenger RNA. It is a transcript of the gene GPAT3, whose product is annotated as glycerol-3-phosphate acyltransferase 3. Gene Ontology annotation, cellular component: membrane. Gene Ontology annotation, molecular function: glycerol-3-phosphate 2-O-acyltransferase activity; phosphatase activity. Lineage: Eukaryota; Viridiplantae; Streptophyta; Magnoliopsida; Ericales; Theaceae. The record is from RefSeq and is a predicted model, not a curated record. Gene Ontology annotation, biological process: cutin biosynthetic process.